UGUCUGCCCAUCCUGUGCUCCAGGGUCAGCUCCCCGCGGGUCCAGGGUGGGACCUCCCGGCGCCCCCUCUCCAUCCCUUCUCCAGCGGGUGGAAUCAAGCUCUCCGGUGCACCCCUUGGGCACCCACCAUCCUCCACAAGACCCCCAGGACCACCUCCCUUGGCCAACAGAGCUCAGCUGUGUACCCUCUGCAUCUCCCCGCUCUGCAAGUCAUGUGCAGCUUUGAGACCUGACCUACAGAAGAAUCCUGGGCUACCAUCAGACAAGGACAUUGCCAACCGUCCUGGGCCCAUCCCCUCGUAUCCCGCAGUCAGUUCCCAAAACUGAGGCUCUCCUCCGGAUAUGACUCUUAUGGGCAGCAGGACUUGGUGGGCUGCAAGUGUCAAACAGCAGCAGAGCCAAACUAGUGGUGUACCAAGAGCUGCUCCUCCUCCUCUUUCUCCUCCUCUUUGUGCGGUCUCACCAUCAGGCAAAAGCAACUUCCUGGUAUUGCACACAGCACCUCACCAGCGGUUAGGAAAGAGCUUCUGGUUCCAAGGGAGGGGGCCUCAGAGAGCCUUGUCCAGAAUGCUUUGGGUGGUCUUUAGCAAGGAGGCAAGCAUCCACUGAUGGAAGAUGACACAUCUGGAGGGGAGAGACACCGUGGUGAGGCACCUUCGGGCAAAGUUCCAACAGAACACGAAAGAACCUCCCAAAGUGGUGGGCUGGCCAGAGAGCCGCCGUGCAGCCUCUCAUGGACCAGAGCCAGGACAGACCCCUGCCAUGGCCUCCAAGGGUGAUCCUCCUCAGCAGUCCCCCUGGAGCAGGGCCUCUCCAUCUCACAGUACAGGUCAGAGUUUGGGACAGCGUUCACCUCAUUCUUCCUGUGAGACCCCAGCACGAAUGGUGUGCCGGAAGAAAGGGAUGUCUCAAGAUGCCAACUUCCAGCCAGUGCCUGCAAAGCCAGGAGGAGAUGUGUUGAACAAGAAGGUGGAAGCAGGUUCUGAUCCUCCCCACAGGAAGCCAGCCCAGCAGACACGGCCACCUGCCAAAGACAAGAGAGCUCCAGCAGUUCCUGCCAAAGGCGCAGCUGUUGUAGCCCCGCUGCUUGUGGGAAGCCCCCAAAGGACAGAGCACCCGGCUCUGCCCCGGAGGAAGCCUUUGCCUCACAUCAGGGAACUGGGAGUGAAACCAGGCAAGCCCCGGCGCCCUCCUGAUGUGGAUUUGGCAAAGUUCAGAGCAGCUGCACAUCCUGGGUCAUCCAUCUGUCCUGCCAUGGCACCACCAAGGAGCGCUCAGCUGGGUCACCUGCAACCAGGCUGCGCUGCAUCAGUGCCCGCACGGUUCCCACUGCGGGAUGCUCCGAGUGGCACAGGGGAUGAAGAUGAGAUAUAUGAUGACGUUGAGCCUGUUGGGCUGGCCAGGAGAAGCCCAGGCCUUCUGCUGCCUUCUGUGUCCCAGCUGCCAGUGCAUCCCUCCCCCAGAGGAGGUGCAAAUGCUGGCCGAGCCUCUAACAGGGUUACCUUGCUGCCAACUACACACAGAGAACCCCAGGUCUCCCAGAAGAUGAAGACCAUGACACUCAAGUCAUGCAAGAAGGAAGAGAAGAUAGACAAGGAGUUUCAGAAGAAAUUCAAGUUCGAAGGCAGCAUCAAUGUCCUGACUCGGAUGAUGGUCGAUCCUGCAAUAACAGAGAAGAGGGGCGGAGCGAAGAACCUGCCACUGAGAAGGGGAGAAAUCCUUGAUGUCAUUCAGUUUACAAAUGAGGAGCAAAUCCUCUGCCGGAACAGCCAGAGGAGGUAUGGCUAUGUGCCCCAGGCCGUGAUGCUGCCUCUGGACACUGACAUCUAUGACGAUGUUGAGAUUUAUGGCUGAGCCAACCAUGCUAAGGCCAAAGGCACAAGACAGCACCACAGGGACCUCCCCAAGGGCUAAAACAUCAACAGCACCAGACACCAGGCUCCUUUUGUGAAGAACCUCUGCUUCCCCUGCAAACCCACUGUGUCCCUGCCUGAACAGUGGCAUGGCUGCUCAGCACGUGGAGCUGCACAGAUCCUGUCCCACAGGGCAGGGGUCCCAGAUCCUCAAGUCACACCAUCACUGUAGCUCUGUUUUGUCUGUGUGAAAUAUAGCAAUGGUUC
This is a messenger RNA of Hirundo rustica (Barn swallow), 2120 nucleotides long. It is a transcript of the gene PRAM1, whose product is annotated as PML-RARA regulated adaptor molecule 1. The record is from RefSeq and is a predicted model, not a curated record. The transcript has 11 exons. Gene Ontology annotation, biological process: T cell receptor signaling pathway; protein localization to plasma membrane; integrin-mediated signaling pathway. The coding region runs from base 616 to 1854 and encodes 412 amino acids. Lineage: Eukaryota; Metazoa; Chordata; Aves; Passeriformes; Hirundinidae. Gene Ontology annotation, molecular function: protein binding. Gene Ontology annotation, cellular component: plasma membrane.